GCGGUGUGACGUCAGGUCUUUUUGUUUGGGAUCACGCCGUCGACGCUCGCUUCAGUUCCUCUGGUCAACUACCGUUUUUUAUCUGCAUUAAUUUCGGGUGUCUUUUAUGAAUAAUCAAAAGCAGCAGAAGCCUACGCUUACCGGCCAGCGUUUCAAAACGAGGAAAAGAGAUGAAAAGGAGAGGUUUGACCCUACUCAGUUUCAGGAAAGUAUUGUACAAGGCUUGAAUCAAACUGGCACUGAUUUGGAAGCGGUUGCGAAGUUUCUUGAUGCCUCUGGCGCCAAGCUUGACUACCGCCGGUAUGCAGAGACACUCUUUGACAUCCUGGUGGCUGGCGGGAUGCUGGCCCCAGGAGGGACUCUGUCUGAUGACAUGACCCGCACUGAGUACUGCCUUUUCACGGCACAAGAGGACCUGGAGACAAUGCAAGCAUAUGCUCAGGUUUUUAACAAACUGAUCAGACGUUACAAGUACCUGGAGAAGGGUUUCGAAGAGGAGAUCAAGAAGCUGCUGCUGUUUCUUAAAGGGUUCACUGAGUCUGAGCGCAACAAACUUGCCAUGCUGGCCGGCAUCCUGCUGGCCAACGGCAGCAUAUCAGCCUCCAUCCUGAACAGCCUCUUCAACGAGAACCUCGUCAAGGAGGGAGUCUCUGCAGCCUUCGCUGUCAAGCUGUUCAAGUCGUGGAUCAACGAGAAGGAUAUCAACUCUGUUGCCGGCAGUCUCCGUAAAGUGGGCAUGGACAACAGGCUGAUGGAACUCUUCCCUGCCAACAAACGGAGCUGUGAGCAUUUUUCUAAGUACUUCACUGACGCCGGGCUGAAGGAGCUGUCCGACUUCGCCCGCAACCAGCAAUCCAUCGGCGCCCGCAAGGAGCUGCAGAAGGAGCUGCAGGAGAUGAUGAACCGCGGUGACCCUCAGAAGGAGAUCAUCGCCUUCACCAAGGAGGAGAUGAAGAAGGCCAACCUCUCUGAGCAGGCCAUGAUCAGCAUCAUCUGGACCAGUGUGAUGAGCUGCGUGGAGUGGAACAAGAAGGAAGAGCUGGUGACCGAACAAGCCAUCAAACACUUGAAGCAAUACAGCCCUCUGCUGAAAGCCUUCACCUCCCAGGGUCUGUCUGAGCUCAGCCUGCUGCUGAAGAUCCAGGAGUACUGCUACGACAACAUCCACUUCAUGAAGGCCUUCCAGAAGAUCGUGGUGCUCCUCUACAAAGCGGAUGUAUUGAGCGAAGAGGCCAUACUGAAGUGGUACACCGAGGCCCACGUCGCCAAGGGGAAGAGCGUUUUCCUCGAGCAAAUGAAAAAGUUUGUCGAGUGGCUCAAGAACGCCGAGGAAGAGUCAGAAUCGGAUGAAGAGGAGGCGGACUGAAUCCUCCAUCGCCAGAUGAGCUUCUUCCUUUUUUUUUUUCCUUCCCCUUUUCCUUUCUUUUUUCUUUUUUUUUUGUUUUGUUUUUGGAAUAGCAGCAGGAGCAGUAGAAUGUCGUUGCCCUUCUUUCUCUUCUACCUCCUGUUACUUAUUUAUCCCCAGAAACGCUCGUGCACACACACUAGAACCACUCAGACAUCUAAACAGUAUUUAAACAAAGCGCAUAAGGGCUCAGUCCUUCACUCACAACUUGUCAAGUGUUCAAAUGAUAAAUUAACCUUUUUUUUUUUUUUUUUUUUUGUAUCGCCUACUGUAAUUUGGAGACAAACAUUCCACGUGAUCUCGAUGUGAAUCCGAAGUUGGAUUUGGUUGAUAAAGUUUGCCUUCAUGCCACACGACUAUGAAGCCGAAAGAAAUGUAAUCAGUUUUGCCAAAGUUUCUCUCUCUCUUCCCCCUCACACUCCCCUUAAAGUUUUUGUUUUCCAUUGCCCUGCUCAUGUUCGGCUCUGUUCAGUCUUGCAUUUGGCCUCCCUGAUUUUCGGGUAAACAUGUACUGCCUGUCGAGGUCGCUCUGUUCGGUCUGUUGGAAGACACGCCCCCUGUAAGAUGCCUCGCCAGCUACCUGAUUAUUGGUUUCUACUUUCUUUAAUCUGAUAUAAACCAAUUUGACUUUUUUAUGAAAUAAAGAUUAUUGAAAUGAU
Molecule: messenger RNA, 2064 nt
Organism: Cololabis saira (Pacific saury)
Lineage: Eukaryota; Metazoa; Chordata; Actinopteri; Beloniformes; Belonidae
Gene: bzw1a
Product: basic leucine zipper and W2 domains 1a
Exons: 12
Coding region: 107-1366 (419 amino acids)
Cellular component (GO): cytoplasm; membrane
Molecular function (GO): protein binding
Source: RefSeq, a predicted model, not a curated record